AUGGCUGAUGAUAAAAUAGGAGGGGCUGAGAGACGGGGUUCUCUCUUCAACACUGCCAAAGACAGUAAACAGUUUACAGACAAUGUCACCGGAGAGAUCAAGAACCCUCUUACGGAAGUGCCCAAGGACCAGCUGCUCGAGGAUGUACGCAACUUUGCCCACCAGCAUGGCCUGCAGGAUAUCAUCCCCUUGCUCGAAAAGGGUGCUCUAGUCGCGCAGAACCCAAGGGACUUUGAGUCUUUGCCUGAGCUGGACGAAGAUGAUCGUAUCUGUCUGCGCGAAGAGGUCACGCAUCGCUGGAAACUCCCUUGGGGCCUGUACUAUACGAUCUUCCUCAACUCCAUUGCCGCCGCCAUCCAGGGAUGGGAUCAGACAGGAUCAAAUGGAGCAAACCUUUCGUUUCCUAUCGAGUUUGGUAUUCCCGACAACCCAGCCUACUGCCCUACCGAUGCGAUCUGUGAGAAGAAUGCAUGGAUCGUUGGUUUCGUCAACUCCAUCCCAUAUAUCUCCAUUGCUCUUUUUGCUGGCUGGCUGUCUGAUCCCAUUAACGAUCUGAUCGGUCGUCGAGGAACUAUCUUCAUAGCGGCCGUCUUUUCCUUGCUCGCACCUAUCGGAUCCGCCCUCACUCAGAACUGGGGUCAGCUUGUUGCCUGCCGUAUCCUUCUCGGAAUAGGCAUGGGCCUAAAGGAAGUUACCGUACCCGUCUUCUCUGCUGAAAAUACCCCUGCCAACGUGCGAGGAGGUCUGGUCAUGUCCUGGCAGGUCUGGACCGCGUGCGGCAUCUUCCUCGGCACAAUUGCUAAUUUGGCUGUCGUCAACACUGGAAGAAUCGCCUGGAGACUGCAGCUGGGCUCCGCCUUCAUCCCGGCCGUCCCACUAGUGAUUGGUAUCUACUUCUGCGCUGAAUCUCCACGCUGGCUGUUGAAGAAGGGCAAGGUUGCCAAGGCAUACCGAUCAUUGCUAAGGUUGAGAAACACUCCUCUACAAGCUGCUCGAGAUGUGUACUUUAUUCAUGCCCAGCUUGAGCAUGAGCGUGCCCUGUUGGUGGAGACCGGUCUGAUCAAGACGGACAACUUCUUCACCCGAUUCAUUGAACUUUUCACCAUCCCUCGUGUCCGUCGUGCCACUCAGGCCUCUGGAGUUGUUAUGAUUGCCCAGCAGAUGUGUGGUAUCAACAUCAUUGCCUUCUAUUCAUCCACUAUCUUCGAGCGAGCGGGUGCCAACAACAUCACUGCUCUGCUGGCUUCCUUCGGCUUUGGUCUCGUCAACUUUGUCUUUGCCUGGCCAGCCGUCUGGACUAUUGAUACCUUUGGACGUCGUGGUCUUCUUCUCUUCACUUUCCCCAAUAUGUUCUGGACUUUGCUUGCAGCAGGCAUGUCCUUUUAUAUCCCCGAAAGCAGCCCCGCACACCUCGGCCUUAUCGCGACAUUCAUAUACCUCUUCGGCGCCUUUUACUCGCCUGGAGAAGGACCAGUCCCCUUUACGUAUUCGGCUGAAGUCUUCCCCCUCUCCCACAGAGAAGUUGGCAUGGCCUGGGCUGUUGCUACGAAUAACUUCUGGGCCGCCGUCCUGGCACUCACCUUCCGUCGCCUGGACCUUGCCCUGACCACGCCGGGAGCUUUCGGAUUCUACGCUGGCUUAAACGUCAUUGCCCUGGUCAUGAUAUUCCUAUUCCUAUACGAGACCAAGCAGCGCACACUCGAGGAGCUGGACUAUGUCUUCGGCGUUCCCACACGGACCCAUGCGAAGUACCAGCUCACCAAGGUCCUGCCAUGGUGGAUCAAGCGGUACAUCUUCCAGCGCAAGCAUGCUGUGUGUCCAGAACUGUACCACCUGGACAGCAUUCGUGAGCAGCCUGCCGAACACGACGGUGUCAAGCAGGUAUAA
Messenger RNA from Trichophyton benhamiae CBS 112371, 1887 nucleotides. Its product is annotated as MFS monosaccharide transporter, putative. Gene Ontology annotation, biological process: transmembrane transport. Gene Ontology annotation, molecular function: myo-inositol:proton symporter activity. Lineage: Eukaryota; Fungi; Ascomycota; Eurotiomycetes; Onygenales; Arthrodermataceae. The record is from RefSeq and is a predicted model, not a curated record. Bases 1 to 1887 code for a protein of 628 amino acids. Gene Ontology annotation, cellular component: membrane. The transcript has 6 exons.